CCGGAGGCCUCUGGGAUGGUGUGGGACCGGCAAACCAAGAUGGAGUAUGAGUGGAAACCUGACGAGCAGGGGCUUCAGCAAAUCCUGCAGCUGCUGAAGGAGUCCCAGUCCCCAGACACCACCAUCCAGAGAACCGUGCAACAAUUCUAGAAACUGGAACAACUCAACCAAUAUCCAGAUUUUAACAACUACCUGAUUUUUGUUCUUACAAAAUUAAAAUCUGAAGACGAACCCACAAGAUCAUUGAGUGGUCUCAUCUUGAAGAAUAAUGUGAAAGCACAUUUUCAAAAUUUUCCAAAUGGUGUAACAGACUUUAUUAAAAGUGAAUGUUUGAAUAAUAUUGGUGACUCCUCUCCUCUCAUUAGAGCCACCGUAGGUAUUUUGAUUACAACCAUAGCCUCCAAAGGAGAACUGCAGAACUGGCCCGACCUUUUACCAAAACUUUGUAGCCUUUUGGAUUCUGAAGAUUACAACACCUGUGAGGGAGCAUUUGGUGCUCUUCAGAAGAUAUGUGAAGAUUCUGCUGAGAUUUUAGAUAGUGAUGCGUUAGAUCGUCCUCUCAACAUCAUGAUUCCCAAAUUUUUACAGUUCUUCAAGCACAGUAGUCCAAAAAUAAGGUCUCAUGCUGUUGCAUGUGUCAAUCAGUUUAUCAUCAGUAGGACUCAAGCUCUGAUGUUACACAUUGAUUCAUUUAUUGAGAAUCUCUUUGCAUUGGCUGGUGAUGAAGAACCAGAGGUACGGAAAAAUGUGUGCCGAGCUCUUGUGAUGUUGCUUGAAGUUAGAAUGGAUCGCCUGCUUCCUCACAUGCAUAAUAUAGUUGAGUACAUGCUGCAGAGGACCCAAGAUCAAGAUGAAAAUGUGGCUUUAGAAGCUUGUGAAUUUUGGCUCACUUUGGCUGAGCAGCCGAUAUGCAAAGAUGUACUCAUAAGGCAUCUUCCUAAGUUGAUUCCUGUGUUAGUGAAUGGAAUGAAGUAUUCAGAUAUAGAUAUUAUCCUCCUUAAGGGUGAUGUUGAAGAAGAUGAAACAAUUCCUGAUAGUGAGCAGGAUAUAAGGCCACGUUUUCAUCGAUCAAGGACAGUAGCGCAGCAGCAUGAUGAAGAUGGAAUUGAAGAGGAAGAUGAUGAUGAUGAUGAAAUUGAUGAUGAUGAUACAAUUUCUGACUGGAAUCUAAGAAAAUGUUCUGCUGCUGCCCUAGAUGUUCUUGCAAAUGUGUAUCGGGAUGAGCUUUUGCCACAUAUUUUGCCCCUUUUGAAAGAGCUACUUUUUCAUCAUGAAUGGGUGGUUAAAGAAUCAGGCAUCUUGGUUUUAGGAGCAAUUGCUGAAGGUUGCAUGCAAGGCAUGAUUCCAUACUUGCCUGAGCUCAUUCCUCACCUCAUUCAGUGCCUCUCUGAUAAAAAGGCUCUUGUGCGUUCUAUAACGUGCUGGACUCUUAGCCGCUAUGCACACUGGGUAGUCAGCCAGCCACCAGACACAUACCUGAAGCCAUUAAUGACAGAAUUGCUAAAGCGUAUCCUGGAUAGCAACAAGAGAGUACAAGAAGCUGCCUGCAGUGCCUUUGCUACCCUAGAAGAGGAGGCUUGUACAGAACUUGUUCCUUACCUUGCUUAUAUACUUGAUACCCUGGUCUUCGCAUUUAGUAAAUACCAGCAUAAGAACCUGCUCAUUCUUUACGAUGCCAUAGGAACAUUAGCAGAUUCAGUAGGACAUCAUUUAAACAAACCAGAAUAUAUUCAGAUGCUAAUGCCUCCACUGAUCCAGAAGUGGAACAUGUUAAAGGACGAAGAUAAAGAUCUCUUCCCUUUACUUGAGUGCCUAUCUUCAGUUGCCACAGCCCUGCAGUCUGGCUUCCUCCCUUAUUGUGAACCUGUAUAUCAGCGUUGUGUAAAUCUAGUACAGAAGACUCUUGCACAAGCCAUGCUGAAUAAUGCUCAACCAGAUCAGUAUGAAGCUCCAGAUAAAGAUUUUAUGAUAGUGGCUCUUGAUUUACUCAGUGGCCUGGCUGAAGGACUUGGAGGCAACAUUGAGCAGCUAGUAGCACGAAGUAACAUUCUAACACUAAUGUACCAAUGCAUGCAGGAUAAAAUGCCAGAAGUUCGACAGAGUUCCUUUGCCCUGUUAGGUGACCUGACGAAAGCUUGCUUUCAGCAUGUUAAGCCUUGUAUAGCUGAUUUCAUGCCAAUAUUGGGAACCAACCUAAAUCCAGAGUUCAUUUCAGUCUGCAACAAUGCCACAUGGGCAAUUGGAGAAAUUUCCGUUCAAAUGGGCAUAGAGAUGCAGCCUUAUAUUCCUAUGGUGUUGCACCAGCUUGUAGAAAUCAUUAACAGACCCAACACACCAAAGACGUUCUUAGAGAAUACAGCAAUAACAAUUGGUCGUCUUGGUUACGUUUGUCCUCAAGAGGUGGCCCCCAUGCUACAGCAGUUUAUAAGACCCUGGUGCACCUCUCUGAGAAACAUAAGGGACAAUGAGGAAAAAGAUUCUGCAUUCCGUGGGAUUUGUACCAUGAUCGGUGUGAAUCCCAGUGGAGUAAUCCAAGAUUUUAUAUUUUUUUGUGAUGCUGUUGCAUCAUGGAUUAACCCAAAAGAUGAUCUCAGAGACAUGUUCUGUAAGAUCCUUCAUGGAUUUAAAAAUCAAGUUGGGGAUGAAAAUUGGAGGCAUUUCUCUGAUCAGUUUCCUCUUCCCUUAAAAGAGCGUCUUGCAGCUUUUUAUGGUGUUUAAACUCAUGCACUUAGGCUGCAGUCCCAUAAUUAGGGGUCCUUCAGUCUUGGAGACUAUGAGGGAGCCUCUGCACCCAGGGAAAAUGUUACCCCUUACAGGGGGGAAGGGUAAACCAGUAGGGAAUACAGUACAAUCCCAACCCUACUGGGAGGGGCGGGAGGGAGGUGUUGCCGUCACUGUAUUAAGUCGAUGUUGGGAAACGUUUUAACAUCUGGAGCCUUUGUGGGUGGAAAUCUGUCUCCAAUUACAACUCCGCACUGGAUGUGAAGAAGCAAAAAAAAAAAAAGUCUAUUCAGUCUAUUCACAAAACAGUACAUUCUGAAAUACGGGGAA
Molecule: messenger RNA, 3051 nt
Organism: Choloepus didactylus (southern two-toed sloth)
Lineage: Eukaryota; Metazoa; Chordata; Mammalia; Pilosa; Megalonychidae
Product: transportin-1-like
Exons: 1
Biological process (GO): protein import into nucleus
Cellular component (GO): nucleus; cytoplasm
Molecular function (GO): nuclear import signal receptor activity; small GTPase binding
Source: RefSeq, a predicted model, not a curated record